Glycine soja is the source of this 1262-nucleotide messenger RNA. RefSeq names its product transcription factor JUNGBRUNNEN 1-like. Bases 119 to 1096 code for a protein of 325 amino acids. The transcript has 3 exons. Gene Ontology annotation, biological process: regulation of DNA-templated transcription. NCBI's taxonomy places the organism in Eukaryota, Viridiplantae, Streptophyta, Magnoliopsida, Fabales, Fabaceae. The record is from RefSeq and is a predicted model, not a curated record. Gene Ontology annotation, molecular function: DNA binding.
GAGGCACCUAAAUAAAUUGAUAUGUAUCAUCAGGUCAAAAACUUUCAAUUUACACAAUGAGGUGACAAAAAUUAAUAUAAAUACGUGGAAAGGAGGAAAAUAAUAAUUUACACGUUAUAUGAAGGUUCCCAAGUUUUCAAGUGUUGCACACAGACUAAUAAUGGAUGUGGCCAAGUUACAUAACUCUGAUGAUGAUGAUGACAAGAAAGAAGAAGAAGUUGUGCUUCCUGGGUUUAGAUUCCAUCCAACAGAUGAAGAACUUGUGGGGUUUUAUCUGAGACGAAAGGUGGAGAAGAAGCCUCUGAGAAUUGAACUCAUCAAACAGAUUGACAUCUACAAAUAUGAUCCAUGGGAUCUUCCAAUGAGUUCAGUUGGGGAGAAGGAAUGGUACUUCUUUUGCAUAAGAGGGAGAAAAUACAGGAACAGCAUAAGGCCUAAUAGAGUGACAGGUUCUGGAUUUUGGAAAGCCACAGGGAUUGACAAGCCUAUAUACUGUGUUAGAGAACCCCAAGAAUGCAUUGGUCUAAAGAAAUCAUUGGUCUACUAUCGUGGAAGUGCUGGUAAAGGUACCAAAACUGAUUGGAUGAUGCACGAGUUUCGCCUCCCACCCAAUGGAAAAACUAGCAAUAAUCCACAAGCUAAUGAUGCCAAUGAUGUUCAAGAAGCUGAAGUGUGGACGCUAUGCCGAAUAUUCAAACGAGUCCCAACUUACAAGAAGUACACACCAAAUUUGAAAGACUCGGCAGCACCAAUCACUGAGCCAAAUCACCCCACAAACUCUUCAAGUUCCAAAACAUGCAGCUUAGAAUCUGACAACUGCAAGCCAUACUUGACUUUCACAAACUCAUCAUCACCACAACUCAUUCUACAAAAUGAAAGGAAACCAAUUAUUAAUGGACAUGUUGACGUUGAACGUAACCACUUAUUUCUAGGUCAAUUAGGCAAUGUAGCUCAGGCUCCAAGUUUUUGGAAUCAUCAUCAGAAUAAUAAUGUGGAAUUUGCUAAUGAGAAUUGGGAUGAUCUCACAUCUGUGGUUCAGUUUGCUAUUGAUCCAUCCAGGGUUUCUGAUCAUAGUAAAGAAUUCAAUAGAUUUUAAGAGCAUUUUGAUGCUUAAACUACACUAAUAACAGUAACAUAGUUUUAAACUUUUAAUAUCUCUCAGUUUGACCAAAUAGGAGUAUUUUGUUAUUUUUUCUUUGGCCCAUUUGACAAAAUAUAUUAUUGUAUGAACGGGUUAUAGUUUUGAUAUUAUUUGUCAUACA